UCUUCAGUGUAUCUAAAGCAGCCGGGCCGAGUGGAGUUCCGGGAUUGGAUUGCACGGGUCCCGGGGGAGGAGAGCAUCAUGGGCCGGCCGGGGCUGUGUGAACUUAUCUGGGUUACCGCUGUACUACUCAGUCGGAAAGGAAUUCAUGGUUUUCAGUGUCUGGAUUCCUACAGACCAUGCCAAAAUGGAGGCCGAUGUACAAUGUAUUCCAAUGGAGAAGCUGCCUGUGUCUGUCUCACGUCAUGGAUUGGGGAGCUGUGCCAAUUCAAAGACCCCUGUGUUCCCUCACCCUGUAUUAAUGGGGGGGCCUGCCAGAGCUCCAUCCGAGGCGGCACUGUACAGUAUGAAUGCAGCUGUGCCAAGGGAUUUAGAGGACAAGAUUGUUCCCUCAUUGAUGCUUGUGCUUCAAACCCCUGUGAGAAUGGUGCACGCUGCACUAACUGGAAUGGCCGCUAUAAUUGCACUUGCCCUCCCGGCUAUCAGGGCCGCAGCUGCCGUGUGGAUAUAGAUGAAUGUCGCACCCCUGGGCUCUGCCAAAAUGGAGGACAGUGCGUUAAUACCCCUGGUUCCUUCCGCUGCCGCUGCCCCAGUGGUUACACUGGGCAGUUCUGUGAAGCUAUUUAUGUGCCUUGUGCCCCAUCCCAGUGCCAAAAUGGGGGAACCUGCAGACAGACUGGAGACCUGACCUACCAGUGUGCCUGCUUGCCUGGUUUUGAAGGACCUAACUGUGAGAUAAACGUAGAUGAUUGCCCAGGACACAAGUGUAUGAAUGGUGGCACAUGUGUGGAUGGCGUGAACACCUACAACUGCCAGUGUGCCCCAGAAUGGACAGGUCAGUACUGCACAGAGGAUGUCGAUGAAUGCCAGCUUCAGCCCAACGCCUGUCACAAUGGAGGCACCUGCUUUAACACCCAGGGGGGCCACACUUGUGUUUGUGUAAAUGGCUGGACAGGGGAGAGCUGCAGCGAGAAUAUUGAUGACUGUGCUACAGCUGUGUGCUUCAAUGGAGCCACCUGCCAUGAUCGAGUGGCCUCCUUCUACUGCGAGUGUCCCAUGGGCAAAACAGGUCUUCUGUGUCAUCUGGAAGAUGCGUGUGUCAGUAACCCUUGCCACAAGGAUGCCAUGUGUGAUACCAACCCCGUGAAUGGGCGAGCUAUCUGCACCUGCCCACCUGGAUUCACGGGCGGAGCCUGUGAUCAGGAUGUGGAUGAGUGCUCUAUAGGUGCUAACCCCUGUGAACACUUUGGACGCUGUGUUAACACUCAGGGCUCCUUCCAGUGUCAGUGUGGGCGGGGCUAUACAGGUCCUCGUUGUGAGACCGAUGUAAAUGAGUGCCUUUCCACCCCGUGUCAAAAUGACGCCACCUGUUUAGAUCGGAUUGGAGAAUUUACUUGUAUCUGCAUGGCUGGAUUCACUGGAACCUUCUGUGAAUUAAAUAUCAAUGAGUGUGAGAGCAGCCCAUGUGUAAAUGGGGGAGUCUGCAAGGAUGUGGUUAAUGGAUUCACUUGCAGCUGUCCAGCCGGAUUCACCGGCUCCAUGUGUCAGAUCGAUAUAGAUGAGUGCGCCAGUACGCCAUGCAAGAACGGAGCUAAAUGCGUGGAUAGACCCAAUGGGUACGAGUGUCGUUGUGCCGAGGGUUUUGAGGGGCCACUUUGUGACCGUAAUAUUGACGACUGCUCCCCUGAUCCCUGUCACCAUGGAAAAUGUCGGGAUGGCAUUGCCAGUUUCACGUGCACGUGCGAACCAGGGUACACAGGCUACCGGUGUGAAAAUCAGAUAAACGAGUGCCACAGCAACCCAUGUAUGCAUGGAGGAAAGUGUAUUGACCUUGUCAACAAGUACCUCUGUUACUGUCAACAAGGAACCUCUGGUGUGCACUGUGAGCACAAUUAUGAUGAUUGUGCCAGUAACCCAUGUGACUACGGGGAGUGCAGAGAUGGCAUCAACAGAUAUGACUGCGUGUGCAAGGCAGGGUUCACAGGUCCUCUCUGCAACAUUGAGGUGUCUCCCUGUGCAUCCAACCCAUGCCGUGCUGGGGGCACCUGCCAGGUUACACAAAAUGGCUUCCGAUGCCUGUGCCCUGAAGGACGAGGAACACGUGACUUUCUGUGCAACCCCACCCAAGAUCCUGAUAAAGAGCUCUGUCCACCAGGUUGCGUGCAUGGGGUUUGCCGCAGACUUUCAGACGGAUACUCAUGUGAUUGUAAGGUGGGCUGGACUGGAAGAAUGUGUGAUCGAAGGGGUAGUGAUGUCUGCACUCCCAAUCCUUGCCAGAAUGGAGGAAAUUGUAUUGACCACCAAGGAGUGCCUAUCUGCCGCUGCAGGGAUGGAUUUCGAGGUCCCACGUGUAUGAUUGACAUUGAUGAGUGUGCCUCAGCACCCUGCCUGAAUGGAGGGAAGUGUAUGGACGGUAUCGCAGGAUACAGCUGCCUCUGUACUUUGCCCUAUACAGGCCAGAAAUGUGAAACCAUCCUGGACCCUUGUGCUCCUGAUCCCUGUCAUAAUGGUGGCAUUUGCUCACCCACCCCUGACUAUGAAAGCCACAUGUGCCAGUGUUCACCUGGAUGGAGAGGAGAAACUUGUGAUGAUGACAUUGAUGAGUGUGCCCGGAGUCCAUGCAAGAAUGGAGGCUUUUGUACCAACAUGCAAGGUGGAUACAGUUGUGCGUGCCUCUCUGGAUUCAAUGGGCAAGACUGUGAAACCGAUAUUAAUGACUGUAAUCCCAAUCCCUGCCUCAAUGGUGGUGCCUGUAAAGAUGGAAUAAACUCCUUCGCCUGCUCCUGCAUUCCGGGCUUCACCGGAUCUCGCUGCACAGAUGAGAUAAACGAGUGCCUGAGCAAUCCCUGCCGUAAUGGGGCCACCUGCAAAGAUUAUGUCAACAGCUAUGUGUGUUCAUGUGCUCCUGGCUACACUGGCCCUAUCUGUGAAACCAACAUCCAGGACUGCACAGAAAGUUCCUGUUUCAAUGGCGGCACGUGUGUGGAUGGAGUCAACUCUUACACCUGUCGGUGCCGACCUGGCUUUACGGGCUCCCACUGCCAGAAUGAAGUUGAUGAAUGCGCAUCAAGGCCCUGCCAGAAUGGAGCUAUGUGUGUGGAUGGAGUGGAGUCUUACCGCUGCAUCUGUCCAUAUGGAUACACUGGCGCCCAGUGUCAGAAUUUGGUCGAUCUCUGCCGGCGCUCCCCUUGCCAGAAUGGAGGCCGUUGUACACAAACAGGCCCUUCCUUCCGCUGUGAAUGUCCUGCCGGUUGGGCUGGAAGUUACUGCGAUGUCCCACGAGUGUCCUGUGAGGUGGCGGCAGCCAGAAGAAAUGUACGUGCCGAUCAGCUCUGCCACUCUGGUGGGAUCUGUAUGAAUGCUGGGAGCUCCCACCAUUGUAUCUGCAGAGGGGGUUAUACAGGCAGCUACUGUGAGAAUCCAAUCAACCAGUGCGACCCAGACCCCUGUCACAACGGAGGGGCUUGCCACAGCUAUCUCGGUGGCUAUGUGUGUGAGUGUCCCUCUGGAUAUGAAGGGAAGAACUGUGAAUAUGAUAUAAACGAAUGCCAGUCUCACCCAUGCCAGAAUGGUGGUACAUGCAUUGAUCUAAUUGGUCGCUAUAUAUGUUCCUGCCCACCUGGGACACUUGGUGUGCUGUGUGAAAUUAAUGAGGAUGACUGCUCUCCGCUCUCAAUCUCUGGGCCACCUAAGUGCUUGAAUAAUGGAACGUGUAUAGACAAAGUUGGAGGCUACCGCUGUAACUGCCCACCAGGGUACACAGGCGAGAGGUGCGAGGGCGAUAUCAACGAAUGCCUAUCCGGACCCUGUCACGCUCAGAACACCCGUCACUGCGUCCAACUGGCCAAUGACUACCAGUGUGUCUGCAAGAGUGGCUAUACUGGACGACGCUGCCAAAGUGUCAUGAACACAUGUGAGUCCCGUCCAUGCCAGAAUGGAGGAGUGUGCAGUGUUACUGUUAACACACCACUUGGCUACACCUGUCGUUGUCCCCUGGGUUUCACGGGUCCCUCCUGUGAGCGACCACCACUUUCUUGCCGAGAGCUUUCCUGUCCUUCUGGUUCUACUUGUCUCCCUCCUCCACUAGGCCCUCGUUGUAUCUGCCCCCCUGGGGUACUCUGUCGCACACCCAACAACUCCUCCGCUCCAACCCCUGCUCCCUUGCCCUGUUCUAACUCACCUUGUCGUAAUGGAGCCACCUGCAUUCCCAAUAUCCAUUUCCCCUACUACCAGUGUAAGUGCCAUCCUGGAAUGAUAGGGCCACGAUGUGAUAUAAGGACCCCCCGUAUUCUCACCCAAACACCAGCUCCAGGGUGUACACCAUCACACUGCCCAGGAAAGGCAGGAGAUGGACAUUGUGACCGCGAGUGUAAUGUUGCCGCUUGCAAGUGGGAUGGAGGAGACUGUUCCCUGAGUGUGGAUGAUCCUUGGAGGAACUGCCCACGUCAAGAAUGCCGAUCACUUUUCAACAACUCUCAGUGUGAUAAAGAGUGUACAUCUGCCGACUGCCUGUACGACAACUUUGACUGCCGGGGAAGGGAGGAACGGAGCUGCAACCCUGUGUAUGAGAAGUACUGUAUGGAUCAUUAUGGCGAUGGCCGCUGCGACAAGGGAUGUAACUCGGAGGAAUGUGGCUGGGACGGCCUGGACUGUGCCAAAAACUCAGAUAAGGAGGUUUUGGCAGACGGAGUACUGGUCGUGGUUGUGCUGGUUCCACCUAAUGAGUUCUUGAAACAGAGCACGGCCUUCCUGCAGCGGCUUAGCUCCCUCCUACAUACCAGUUUGCGCUUCUGCACAGAUAGCAAUGGCAAUUACAAGAUUAAACCUUACCGGAAGAGCCAAACAUGGGAUGGGAGGAAGAAGAGGGAACUGGACAGCGAUAUCAUAGGGUCAGAAGUUAUGCUGGAGAUUGAUAACCGAAUUUGUGUGAAGGAGAUGCCCGACUGCUUCCCGAACACUGAAACUGCAGCUAGAUUUCUUGCAGCUUUGAGUGUACUGGAGAGGCUACAGUUUCCCUAUCCAAUCAAAGCUGUGCGCAGUGAAAAAAUUGAAGAAGUGAUAGAUAACUUCCGCUUUCUGCCAUUAUUUGCGGUGGCUGGUGUGCUCAUCUUGAUCGUCGCAGUACUGGGUGUCAUAGUUUCUCGCAGAAAGAGAGCCCACAGCACCCUGUGGUUCCCUGAGGGCUUUAUAUUGAAGAAAGAACGAGACCGACGUGAGCCUGUGGGACAGGAUGCUCUAGGGCUCAAAAACAUUGCUAAAGCAGAACGUCUUAUGGAAGACCCUUCAGAAGACUGGACAGAAACAGAUUGCCCCGAGACCAAGAAACUAAAGACUGAGGAGCUUUCUCCGUGCAGACAGGACCCUGUGGACCCACGUCCUUGGACCCAGCAUCACCUGGCAGCUGCUGACAUCAGGCUUCCUCCUGCCACUGCACUUACCCCACCACAGGGUGACUAUGAAAGUGACGGGAUGGAUGUUAAUGUGAGAGGACCAGAUGGCUUCACACCCUUGAUGCUCGCCUCCUUCUUGGGUGGGGGACUGGAACCCGAGUCACAGGAAGAAGAGGAGGAAGGAGAAGCUUCGGCCAUUACUGACCUUAUCUGCCAGGGGGCAUCUCUUGGAGCCCAGACUGAUCGUACUGGUGAAACGGCCCUACACCUCGCUGCACGCUAUGCCCGAGCUGAUGCUGCCAAAAGACUCCUGGAUGCUGGUGCAGACCCCAAUGCCCAAGAUCACACAGGCCGCACCCCACUCCAUGCUGCUGUGGCUGCUGAUGCACAGGGUGUCUUCCAGAUUCUGAUCCGAAAUCGAUCCACAGACCUGGAUGCACGAAUGGGCGACGGUUCUACUGCUCUAAUUCUGGCAGCACGAUUGGCUGUGGAAGGCAUGGUGGAAGAACUGAUUACUUGUCAUGCUGAUGUUAACGCUGUAGAUGAGCUCGGUAAAUCGGCUCUUCACUGGGCAGCAGCUGUAAAUAACAUUGAGGCCACCCUGGCUCUGCUAAAGAACGGAGCCAAUAAAGACAUGCAGGACAGCAAGGAGGAGACCCCACUCUUUCUUGCUGCCCGGGAGGGUAGUUACGAAGCUGCUAAAGUUCUUCUUGACCACUACGCCAACCGGGAGAUCACUGACCACAUGGACCGGCUUCCUCGUGACAUUGCACAAGAGAGGUUACACCAUGACAUUGUCCAGCUUCUGGAAGAACACAACACUGUCAGGAACUCCCAGGGCCCCAUGGGAGGACACACCAUGUCACCACUCCUCUGCCCUCCUAAUGGCUUCAUGGGCAGCGUAAAGCAAACCCCACAAGGCAAGAAGAACCGUAGGGCAAAUGCCAAAGCUAACGGAGCAAGCUUGAGCCGGGCAGAAGCAAAGGAUGCAAAAGGCAGGGGCAAGAAGUUAUCUCUUGACUGUCACCCCGGAAGUGGGGGGUUGUUGGAGAGUUCGGUCACUCUCUCACCCGUUGACUCCCUUGAUUCGCCUCGUGCGUAUAGUGCCAAUCCAGGAUCCCCCGUGAUGCCUGUCCCAGGGACCUUCAACCUUGGCUCCAUGUCCGUGCCCUCCACCCCUCUUGUGAAUGGGCUGAUGGAAGGGCCCUUUGCCGUGUCCCUGGCAAGGCUCAAUGAGUUGGGUGAAAUCCAAGGGGGUGGAAUGAUGGCAUUACAGGGCAGAGUUCCUUUGCAGAGAGCCCCAAGCUGUGUGGUGAAUGGUCUGAAUCUGGGUAUGGUGAACACAAACGCCAUGCCGUUUAUAUGGCAGACGGGGGUGCCAACUUCUCACCCCCAUCGCAAUGUAAUGACAGGAGCUCCUGCCGCAUCUGUGCCCAACUUGCACCAGCUACACGCCCAGCAGGUGUUAAUGCUGCAGAAUCAGAUGGCCAUGCAGAGCCCUGUGAAGAUGGCCAUGGAUCAGCAGUGCCAAAUGGUGUCCAUGCCUCCCAACCCUGUGCACAUGAGGCAGCAGAGUAUGCCGCACGUGGCCGAGAGGUCAGUCCAGCCGCUGACGCCCACCGAAGGCAGUUACUUCAAACAGCAGAGCGUGCCCAACGAUGUUACCAUGCAGACCUCGCCAGCCAUGUCUGCUCCACCCCAGCAGACCUUUGCACCCUCUCAAGAGGACACACCCAAACACUAUCUGCACAUUCCCAACGAGCACCCCUACCUGACACCCUCUCCUGAGUCCCCUGAGCAAUGGUCCAGUCCGUCCCCUCACUCUGUGUCGGAGUGGUCCGAUGCCACCCCUAGCCCCAUGGUGGUGGGGGCAACACAUGGACAGGCACCCCACCUACCAGAACAGGGCAGCAACAUGCAGGUGUUUGCCUGAGCUGACUCUCUUUGCUUAGCUGGUUUUCAUCAACUCCGCCCCUCGUUUUUACCCCCUUUGUCAAUUAACCACCAUCUCCUUUUCUCUUUUUCCCCGAUAUUCAAGUCACGCCUGCCCUCUGUGUUUAACCCCUCUUAUGCUGUUGGCUACCUCUCUCCCGGCUCACCCCAAAACCAGCCUAGCAAUGAAGUCUCACACAACUGAAUGUUUUAACAAACGGGACCAUGAAGAAAACCCUUUCCUGGACCAAUAAUGUAUUUUUUUUCCCCCUAAAGACAUAAUUCUCGUAACAAUUAUUUACUGUAUUUUGAAGUUAAACAAAAAAACUGCAAAAUAUGUAUAUUUUUUUUCCAGAAAAUGUUACAAUUCAUUGGGGGACGUUUCUGCCUCGCUUUGCCUUUAAGCUGUUAUCACUGCCCUUCGUGUUCCAUGUUUGGGACACAUGGAACAAAUACGCAUAUAUUUUUAUAUAUGAAAAAAAGACUUUUUUUUUUUAAAGACUUCCCAUACUUUUGCAGCAGCCUGACAAUGAACUGUGCUUGGUACAAAAUAUCGAGAGAAAAUUUGUAUUUUACUGUAGAAAUAAUGGACUCUAAUCCUGAUAUUCUACUAGAAUUCAAUUUCGGUAAGAAAAUGUCACUCAUGACGGUACGAAAUGUUUCAGGAGCAAAAUUAGCACCCUCUCUCCUCUUUUUAAAAAAAAGUUUAGCUAGUCUUAAAUUAGAAAUGGUAAAAAUAAUAAUUUCAGAAACAUUUGGGGGUUUUUUUUUCAGAUUUUAGCUAUUGUUUUAAAUGACGAUUCCAAAAAAAGAGAACCCCCCCCUCGUUCUACACUGCCACAAAUUGCUGUAUUUUUGUAGAGAAGAAAUUCUUUGUUGUACUAAUAUUUCAAGGUAGUAUUUCUCGUAUUAGAGAAAAAAUAAAUAUAGAGUGGGAUGGUCGUGGAUUUGGCAGCCUAACUGCAAUGGUAUAGUCCGGGGCAAUAGGCGUGCCUAUAAUGUACGACAAUGACCGCAUCACUGGAAAAAACACUUGUUGCUUCAUAGAGCUUCCUUCCCUCAGCCAUUUGCAUCCCUGGAUAUAGCACUGUGGCUUUCUGGGAGGGGAAGCAUUUAAAUCAAAAUGGCUGCCAUGUUGAAAGCUUUUCUUAGCUGUGAGGUAUCCGUUCACAGAAUGACGCACACAUAAUCAAGGAAACAACCAGUCGUAUGGGCUGUAACAGGAGGGAAGCAGCCUUGGCUUUCCAAACUCAAGUCCUGGGUUUGAAAAGAAAAGACAAAGCCUAAUGCGUUUUGGGCAUAUAUACUACAAACAAGUCUGCACGGUUGCCUUAUAUAAGGCUUAAGGCAACCAUGCAAGGUUGUCUGUAGCCUAUAAGCAUGUGCCCAAUAUAGGCAUAAAGCGUGUUAGGCUUUGACAUUUCUUGGGUGCGUUUUGUGCCUUUUAUUAAUUACUUACAAAGUAAAAACCUUUUGCUACUUUUUUUUUGUGCUGUCAUUUUAGACAUAAGAAUCUAUGGGUGUUAUGCACAAAGCAAUAGUACAUGCACCUCUAUUAGGGUUAUGUAAUAAAAGGCAAUGAGUUUACCCAGGUACAGUAACCUAUAGCAACUAAUCGGGGGGGUAGCAUUUACUGUUCACCUGUUCUUAUUGGUUACUAUAGUUUACUGGCUGUACCUUGGCUAACUUCGUACCUGACAUGACAUAUGGGUGUUAUGCACAAAGCUGCAGCACCAUAGAAUCUAUGGGUGUUAUGCGCAAUGCAGGAGCACCUUAGAAUUUAUAUGUGUUAUGCACAAUGCAGGAGCACCUUAGAAUCGAUGGGUGUUAUGCACAAUGCAGGAGCACCUUAGAAUCGAUGGGUGUUAUGCACAAUGCAGGAGCACCUUAGAAUCGAUGGGUGUUAUGCACAAUGCAGGAGCACCUUAGAAUCGAUGGGUGUUACGCACAAUGCAGGAGCACCUUAGGUUCUGUGGGUGUUAUGCACAAUGCAGCAGCACCUUAGAUUCUAUGGGUGUUAUGCACAAUGCAGGAGCACAUACGCCAAGACCUUGUAAUAUGUUGCGUUGUGGGCUAGCAGAGCGAACAGCAUGGCUGUGUUUAAUCAGAUAUAUGUGCACUCUUGGGUCCCUGCAUGAUGUGAGUUUUGCAGUUCUGUCCCACUGACAACCCCCCCAAGGGAACCCCUUUUUUUUUUAAGCAAUAAGCACUGUAUCCAUAAGCUUGUUUCUGACGUGAUGCAUUCCCAUGUCAAGCUCCACGGUUAUGGGAGAAGAACUUUUGGUGUAACCAAUGUUGUAAUACUUAAAUUGUAUUAUUUUUUAGGCUGUAGCCAUAUAUAUAUUUAAAUAUAUAUAUAUAUAUAUUAUUUUGUGUACUGGGUAUACAUAGAAGAAAUUAACCUUUUUAAGAACUGACGAAAUGCACCGAUUUAAAAGAAUUAUAAAAAAAAAUGAUUGGUCUGGCAACCCCAAGGAUGGAGGGAGGUGUUAAUAUACAGAAUUAAUCCUACCUUAUUUAUACUGUGGUAUAAAUAUAUAAUGUUAUUUUUACACAAUGCUAAACCAUGACUUGUGUGUAAUGGUAACACUACAUGGCAAAUGUAUGGGCUUGUUAUAAUUGUUAUUCCUUAUCUGCCAGGCCCCCCACCCCGUCUGUAAGUGUCCCCUUGAUGUAAAAUAUCACUGUAUAAUACCUGUAUGUUAACCAAUGUACUGUUUGACCACUAGGUGUCACUGCAUGAUAAAUGGAACAUAUACACUGCUAUGUACACAUAUCGACAGCGGGCCGCUGCACGGUCACUGCCAGUUACCCAUAUGGUGUUUGUCACGCUGUAUUUACAACGAUCAUUUCCUGUUAGGACCGCCAUUUAUAAUUGUCAAGAACCUCCAGCAGUACAAACGCCCUUGUCACCUCUCCUUGCGGAGGACCAUGGGAAAUAAGAAAAAAAAAAAGUAGUGCUUUACGGUACAUAUAAGUCGGGGGGUGUUGAACCCCCGAAAAGACUGCCCAUAAGAUAAUGUAUUUUUUUAUAUACACAGUCACUCAGUCUUGUGACCAAAAUGAGAGUUUUUUUUAUAUUAAGGUUACAUUUUCUAAGGCAUUUUUAUACACAGAAUGUUUCCAUGUCAUAAAAUAGAAGCAGCAUUAGAUAUUUUUUUAAUUCACCUAUGUAUAUUUUUUAUUAUUCGCCAAUGUAAUGUCUCUCUGUCUCUGUCUUCUGUUUGUUAUUUUUUUUUAAAGAAAUAAUGAAAAAGUGGAAAAAGAUUCUGUAGCUUUAUACUGUGUAAAUAAACAGGUACGGACUCGCUCACAUGUAAAGCGUCUAAUUCAAUAAAAACAUUAAUAAGA
Messenger RNA from Xenopus tropicalis (tropical clawed frog), 10670 nucleotides. It is a transcript of the gene notch3, whose product is annotated as notch 3. Gene Ontology annotation, biological process: epithelium development; digestive system development; glial cell differentiation. Gene Ontology annotation, molecular function: calcium ion binding; signaling receptor activity. The transcript has 34 exons. The record is from RefSeq and is a predicted model, not a curated record. Bases 79 to 7320 code for a protein of 2413 amino acids. NCBI's taxonomy places the organism in Eukaryota, Metazoa, Chordata, Amphibia, Anura, Pipidae. Gene Ontology annotation, cellular component: plasma membrane; late endosome; nucleus.